Molecule: messenger RNA, 1836 nt
Organism: Hibiscus syriacus
Lineage: Eukaryota; Viridiplantae; Streptophyta; Magnoliopsida; Malvales; Malvaceae
Product: sucrose transport protein SUC4-like
Exons: 5
Coding region: 132-1658 (508 amino acids)
Biological process (GO): transmembrane transport; sucrose transport
Cellular component (GO): plasma membrane; vacuole
Molecular function (GO): sucrose:proton symporter activity
Source: RefSeq, a predicted model, not a curated record
AGAGUCUAACCUGCCACUCGCCUUUUCCACUAUCUCUCAACUCAAUCUCAAUUUUCUCCGACCAUACAACCGACAAAUCCGGUUCAGGCGGUACUAAAGAGCAGAAGAAUAUUGAGAUUCAAAGGUCAGUGAUGCCGAUCCCCGAAGCAGACCGUCAACGAGUGGCCAGAGGGAAAUAUCCGACGUCUUCUUCAACUCGACCGGUGGUUCGAGCUAGAAUUCCGCUCCGGCAGCUGUUUCGAGUUGCUUCCGUGGCCUGCGGGAUACAGUUCGGAUGGGCUUUACAGCUUUCUCUCUUGACACCUUACGUUCAAGAGCUAGGUAUACCUCACCAGUGGGCUAGCAUCAUAUGGCUUUGCGGGCCGCUUUCCGGCCUCCUGGUGCAGCCACUGGUAGGCCAUAUGAGCGACCGAUGCACCAGCAAGUUCGGUCGUCGCCGACCUUUUAUUGUUGCUGGUGCAGUUUUGAUUAUCGUUUCCGUUUUGAUCAUCGGUCACUCCGCCGAUAUCGGAUGGUUGCUCGGCGACAACGAAAGCUCUCGUCCAAGAGCUGUAAUAGUGUAUGUUUUCGGGUUUUGGAUUCUGGAUGUUGCUAAUAACACCACUCAAGGACCUUGUAGAGCUCUUCUUGCUGAUCUUACUGGAAAUGACCAUCGAAGAACUCGAGUAGCAAAUGCUUACUUCUCUUUAUUUAUGGCUAUCGGCAAUGUUCUUGGCUAUGCAACAGGAGCAUAUAGUGGUUGGUUUAAGAUUUUUCCAUUUACCUUGACAGCUGCCUGUGAUGUUGACUGUGCGAAUCUUAAGUCUGCUUUCUAUCUAGACAUUAUUUUUAUUGCAAUUACAACAUAUCUAAGUAUUUUAGCUGCUAAGGAAGUACCUCUAGGUUCAGGUGAUAGAUCUACACCCUUUCACGAAGAGGGGCUUGAACAGUCAGGUGGCCAUGCUGAAGAAGCUUUUCUAUGGGAAUUAUUUGGAACAUUUAGAUAUUUCUCAGGACCUGUAUGGAUUAUCUUGUCUGUUACUGUACUGAAUUGGAUAGGAUGGUUCCCUUUUAUUCUCUUUGAUACCGACUGGAUGGGUCGAGAGAUCUAUGGUGGUCAACCAAAUGUGGGGCAGAACUAUAAUGCUGGGGUUAGAAUGGGUGCACUAGGAUUGAUGUUGAAUUCAGUUGUUCUAGGAAUCACUUCAGUGCUUAUGGAGAAGCUUUGUAGCAAAUGGGGUGCUGGUUUUAUCUGGGGAGUUUCCAACAUUCUCAUGGCUCUGUGCUUUCUCUCAAUGCUGAUUCUAUCCUAUGUGGCAAAUCAUAUGGAUUACAUUGGCCAUGGUCUACCCCCAGUUGGCAUUGUGAUUAGUGCACUAGUGAUUUUUUCCAUCCUUGGUGCUCCAUUGGCGAUUACUUAUAGCGUUCCAUAUGCCUUGAUAGCCUCACGUAUUGAGUCAUUGGGCCUUGGCCAAGGAUUAUCAAUGGGUGUCCUAAAUCUUGCUAUUGUCAUUCCACAGGUUGUGGUGUCUCUGGGAAGUGGACCAUGGGAUCAACUAUUUGGUGGUAGAAACUCGCCGGCUUUUGCUGUAGGAGGUGUUGCAGCCCUCACCGGUGGACUUGUAGCAAUCUUGGCUAUCCCUCGAAGCAGUUCACAGAAGCCCCGAGUCCUCCCAUGAGGUAAUUUGUUGCGUCUUAAUUUUUGUUUGCCAUCAACAUGAACAUUAAAUUUGGAUCUUCCCAUGAGGUAUUUUGUUGUACCUUAUUUUUUUCCAUCAACAUAAAUAUUAAAUUUGUUCAUACAGCAAGUAUUUGUAAAUAGAUGUUGCUUUAUUGAAUAAUAAAAUUGUUAUAAUC